AUGGACGGCGGGCCGGAGCAGAAGAAGCUCCGGCUGGACGAGGAAUUCGCGGGCGACGAGGGCGAGGAGAUGGAGGGCGGCGACGAGGGCGAGGAGGCGGACGGGGAGGAGCUGGAUGAGGACUGGGCGCCGGAUGAGGAGACGCGGGCGCUGCUGAAUGAGGCGGGGCAGGCGCAGACCGAGCUCAAUAAGGCCGGCGGGGGCCUUGGCCCCUGGCCCGCCCCUCCAGCUGCCACGCCGCUUGCCAUUAUAAAUGAUGCGGCCAGCGAGGAGGUGCUGCAGGUGGAGCAGCGGUUCAAUGUGAAGCGGAAGCCAGUCUACAGGCAGCGCGGGGACGCGCUCGCGCGGAUCCCCGCGUUCUGGCGCCGCGCGCUGAUGGGCCACCCCUCGCUCCAAGAAUUCAUCACAGAGGACGACCUGGGGGCCCUGGGGGCGCUCGAGCGGGUUGAUGUUGUCGACAAUGACGACAUCAAGAGCGGCUUCACGGUGUCGUUCACAUUCAACACCGACACCAACACCUACUUCUCAAACGCGGUCCUCGAGAAAUCCCUUGCCUUCGGCGAGGACGCGUCGCUGGAGGCCAAGGCCACUCCCAUACAGUGGAAGGAGGGCAUGGAGCCGGCCCAAGCUGACGAGCGGCCGGGCACUAAGCGGUCGCGGGUGCCCGAUUACAACUUCUUCACGUCCUGGUUUUUGUCUGAGAAGUAUGCGCCUGGCACCCAGGACGCGGUGGCCGAGUACAUCAAGGAAGACGUGUGGCCGGACCCCGUCAAGUACUGGAGGGUGGGGCUGAUCCAGGAGCUGCCAACAGAGGCGUACGCCCUGCCCGCAGACGACGAGGACGGGGAGGGCGAGGAGGGGGAAGAAGAGUACGACGAGGGGGAGGAGGGGGAUCCCAACGGGGGCGGCGCCUACGGCGACGGCGGCUUCGGGGCUGCGCUGGCUGACGAGGACGAGGGGGAGGAGGGGGAUGACGACCAAGGCAGCUGA
Molecule: messenger RNA, 990 nt
Organism: Monoraphidium neglectum
Lineage: Eukaryota; Viridiplantae; Chlorophyta; Chlorophyceae; Sphaeropleales; Selenastraceae
Product: Protein SET
Exons: 10
Coding region: 1-990 (329 amino acids)
Biological process (GO): nucleosome assembly
Cellular component (GO): nucleus; chromatin
Molecular function (GO): chromatin binding; histone binding
Source: RefSeq, a predicted model, not a curated record